AUGGUCGAAAUUUCUUGCACGGCUCCAAGUCAACUUGAUGCCCUUCUCAGAGCGCUACGAAUUCUAGGAAAGCGGCAGCAGACGACAAUACCGCAGAAAAAAAGACCGCCUACUUAUCCGUUGAGUUGCGCUAUAAACGCCCACUUUCUACGCGGGCAGCACAAAGCGCGCACGCAGAUCAUCUGGUCAUAUGCGCAGUGCAUUGCGCAAACCGGAUAUAAUUUUGUCAGCUGUCUGAACAGAUUUUUGAAAGUCUCCAUAUUGCACCAUUACGCUUUGUCCUCGAGUGAAAAGUGUGACGAGUGUCAGAGUAUUUAUGGGAAAUGUGACCAUUACAUACAUGGUGCGCCUAUUUACUUUCACGCCACAUUCCCUCAAGCGUUGAGAUGA
Molecule: messenger RNA, 390 nt
Organism: Spodoptera littoralis (African cotton leafworm)
Lineage: Eukaryota; Metazoa; Arthropoda; Insecta; Lepidoptera; Noctuidae
Source: the annotation of a GenBank genome assembly